This is a messenger RNA of Closterium sp. NIES-67, 2592 nucleotides long. The record is from the annotation of a GenBank genome assembly. NCBI's taxonomy places the organism in Eukaryota, Viridiplantae, Streptophyta, Zygnematophyceae, Desmidiales, Closteriaceae.
CUCCACCAACCAGCCUUCCUAAGUGUACACGGCAGUUAGUACACGAGCCUAGACCUCCUGAAGAUCUGACAGCUGAGUCGACAGAGUGCCGUCCUAGUGGCGAGUGAGUCCUCGCGCGGGGCUAUGGCGAGCGUUAAUCCCAUAUCCCUCGCAGGACCCUCGCCGCAGGACGUUCAACGGACGAAAGAGCUCGAAAAGUUUCUAUUGGAUGCCGGGCUGUACGAGAGCCAAGAGGAGGCCAUUGUGAGAGAGGAGGUGCUUGGUCGGCUCGACGAGUUGGUGAAGGCGUGGGUGAAGAGCGUGAGUCGGCGCAAGGGCUUCAACGACCAGUUCGUCGCCGACGCCAACGCCAAGAUCUUCACCUUCGGCUCCUACCGCCUCGGGGUGCACGGCCCGGGCGCCGAUAUCGACACGCUCUGCGUGGGCCCGCGCCACGCCACCAGAGAGGAGGACUUCUUCGGCGAGCUGCACGACAUGCUGGCGCAGCUGCCGGAGGUGGAGGAGCUGCACUCCGUGCCGGACGCGCACGUGCCGGUGAUGAAGUUCAAGUUCCGCGGCAUCUCCAUCGACCUGCUCUACGCGCAGCUCUCACAGACGGUGGUACCGGAGGAUUUGGAUCUAUCUGAGGAGUCGAUUCUGCAGAACGUGGACGAGUGGACGCAGCGCUCGCUGAACGGCUGCCGCGUCACGGACCAGAUCCUCAAGCUCGUGCCCAACAUCGAGACGUUUCGACUGACGCUGCGGUGCAUGAAGCAUUGGGCCAAGAAGCGAGGCGUCUACUCCAAUGUCUCCGGCUUCCUAGGCGGAGUCAACUGGGCCAUCCUAGCGGGGCGGGUCUGCCAGCUGUACCCCAACGCGUCCCCCUCCAUGCUGGUAACCCGCUUCUUCCGCUUCUACAACAUCUGGCAGUGGCCCUUACCCAUCAUGCUGUGCAAGAUCGAUGACGGCGCCAUGGGCUUUAACUUCCCCAUCUGGGACCCGCGGCGCAACCCCAGGGACGCGCUGCACCUGAUGCCCAUCAUCACGCCGGCGUACCCGUGCAUGAACAGUAGCUACAAUGUGUCGGAGAGCACGCUCAGGGUGAUGAAGGACGAGUUCCGCAGGGGGAAGGAGAUCUGUGAUCGGAUAGAGGGGGCGGUGAGUGGCGGCGGCGGGGGUGCGGCAGGGGGAGGAGUGGGGGGAGCAGUGGGGGGAGCAGGGGGAGGGGCAGGGGGAGCGGGGGAGGUGCGGACGGAGUGGGCGGAGUUGUUUGAGCCGUUUGCGUUCUUUGAGGCUUACAACCACUACUUGCAGAUCGACAUCAGCGCCGCUUCUGAUGCGGACAUGCUCAAGUGGAAGGGCUGGGUCGAGUCGCGGCUCAGAACGCUCGUCACUCGGAUCGAGCGGCACACGGACGGGCUGCUGCAGUGCCACCCGCACGUGUGUGACAUCCACGACCCCACGCGCACCUACCCACACUGCCUCUUCUACAUGGGCCUCCAGCGCCGUGCGCCCCCCGCCCCCGCUGCCACCGCUGGUAAUGGCACUGAGGAGGGGGGCGCCGGGGGGGCCGGCGCGCGGGAGUUUGAUAUCCGGUACACGGUGGACGAUUUCAAGAGCACGGUGGAGAGCUUUCAGAUGUGGCGCGAGGGCAUGGGGAUCGACGUGGUCUACCUGAAGCGCAAGCAGCUGCCCGCGUUUGCCUUCCCAGGCGGAGUGAAGCCCCGGAGGGUGUCGCGAGUGGGGAAAGGGUCUGGGAAGAAGGAGAAGGGUGCGGGGGUAUCGCCUGCUGGCGGGGGGAAGGUGCUGGGGAAGAGAGGGGCGGAGGAGGGGAGGGAGGAGCAGAGCGAGGCGAAGAGGGCGCUCACGCCCGCUGCAGCUGCUGCUGCUGUUUCUGCUUCCGCUGCUGCGGCCGCAGCUGCUGUGGCUGCUGCCGGAGGGGGGGGUUCGCCUGUGUCGCCUGUGUUGGUGACUGUGGGUGCUGGAGGGGAUGGGGGAGCAGCAGGGGUGGGAGGCGAGGGGAAUGGGGGGGCGGAGGGGGGUGCAGCGAAGGCAGCUGUGGGGGGAGCAGAGGCGGGGCAUGCAGCAGCGGGCGUCAAUGGCAGCCUGGACGAGCUGGAGCCUGGGUUACUAGCAUCAGCUCAUCCCAGCAUGAGGCAGGAGGCACGGCCGCGACCCACUCUCAAGCUGAGCUUUGCGUCAGGCUUGGCGGGCCGAGUGGGAAGAACCUGAGGCAGCAGCAGGGGCUGGUGCUGUGCUAACAUCAGUCAUCCUAUCUACCACCACGGAUGCAGCAAGCUUGAGACUAACAGUGGUAAGGAACUGAGCCUUUCGCUUGGUUAUUAGGUUUUUCUUUUUCCUUGGGGCUAUUACUAACUUAGGUGGUGGUGUGAGUGUGCAUGACUCUGGGUGGGUGGAAGGGACUCCCUCUGUUGUGCUGCUGGUCUGGGCUGGGAGCUCUGCUGAGCUCAAGUUUCUUCACACAUUUUAACUGUAGAUAUUGCAUCAUCUUGUAUCAUGCAUUCAUAUAUAAACUUGUUCAUGUGGUCAGACACUUUGGGAUAAUAUCUAUUAGCUCCCUCGUGUUAGAGCGUGUUCUUACGAACCCCUUCC